This is a messenger RNA of Magallana angulata, 5730 nucleotides long. Its product is annotated as putative phosphoenolpyruvate synthase. The transcript has 38 exons. The record is from RefSeq and is a predicted model, not a curated record. Bases 72 to 4055 code for a protein of 1327 amino acids. Gene Ontology annotation, molecular function: ATP binding; kinase activity. NCBI's taxonomy places the organism in Eukaryota, Metazoa, Mollusca, Bivalvia, Ostreida, Ostreidae. Gene Ontology annotation, biological process: phosphorylation.
UCGAAGUCCAACCAUCGGACGAUAUUUUGGUUCUGCACAGCAGCUGAUUGAUUGGGUCCAGGAAAAAUAGAAUGUUCUGGACUGUUUGUUUGGGCAUUGGUCUGUGUGUACUGGUAUGGGAGUUAUUUAAACCAGUUCCUUCUCCUAUCAAUGGAGUCUACAGACAGCCAGGUCGAUGGUACCAUCUGAAGAGGCUGGUUUUCCUUGGAUUGUUGAAACUGCGACAAAGAAAGAAGAGAAAGGAAAAAUCACUGAAAGAGGGGAAUGUUGGGUAUGGGCUGUCUGUAACCGACCCUGAAAAAAUGGAGGAGAGCCCGCCAUUAUUAGAGCAUCCUCAUGCAAUAGACUCGGUCUAUUUUGGAGGAUUCAAUAAAGAUGGCAUAUAUUUUGUGGCAAGAGUUGCCCGUCGACAUGGUCGGUAUGCUGAGGUGUGGCUCUACCUACACUUGCCAGGAGUAGGGGAUUUCCAUCACCCCGUCCACCCAGACACACUGAUAAGUAACGUGACCCCAGGGACUCUCACUGCUGGGGGUCUGAAGAUUGAGAUGUUGGACCCAAUGGUGAGAUGGAGGGUCUCUUUUAAUGGGCUUCUCAGGAAAGGAGUUUGUAAAGAGCUGGACAAAAAGGAGGGCUCCUUGGUGCACACCAAAUUCUCCUUUACAUGGAAGGCAGUGACAGACCCGUUUAAUUUUGACACAGAUGUCAACCCCAAGGCUCUUGCUGAUGGGAUAGCAAGAGAGGGGUGGACAAGAGAGUUCUUUAACAAACUGCAAAGGGACCACCAGACGCACUAUGAACAGUGGGGGGAGCUCAGUGGCCGGUUACAGGUGGGUGGGGGUGAGGAACAGAGCCUGAGGCUGAAGUCUGUCAGGGACCACUCUUAUGGUGUACGAGACUGGAGGUCUAUUUAUAGAUAUGUCAUUCACUUCAUUUUCACUGAGGAUGGUACCAUUAUUCAAGUGGGGGUGGUCAGCCUGCCAGAAAAUAUGUCGCAUUUAAAGAUUGGCUAUGUCAUGUUCCCAAGUGCCCAGACAUUUUCUGUGGAGGAUACAGACAUACAGUUAUGGCGGAUCGCACCUGACGAAGGCCCACUGAACGAGUACAGCUUCAGUUUUAAAGCAGGAGGAUUGAAAUUCAAUGUCGAAGUAAAAGGGGAAGUAGCUCCAGAGUUUUAUCAUCAUGAGGAUCGAGGCAGCCAUAUUUACGAGAAAUGUUCUCGUUUUGUUGUGAACGGGAGACCUGCUUACGGAAUAGCAGAGUUCCAUUAUAGAAAUAUGAAUGGACCAAGCUACACUCCUCCCAGUUGCCUCCCUUUGCUGUGUGAGCCUUGGGAUUUGCCCUCGGGUUUGGACGAGGCUCUGACUCUUCCUUUUACCAAGGAGGCUUGUGGGAGCAGUCCACUUGUGGGAGGAAAGGGGUCGCAGCUUGGCCUGCUCUCCUCUAUCCAACACAAGGAGGACUUUGUGGUGACGAAGGGAUUUUCCAUCACAUUAAAUGCAUACAGACAACAGCUUCAGAAAGAGCCAUCUAUUGUCACAGCCAUCACAAAAAUUGAAGAAUCUUUCAGAACAGGAACCCUUCAGGACACCCAGUCUCGUUGCUCGGACGCUGUGGAAGCCAUUGCUGGUAGUAUCAUCACGGACAGUGUCAGGGCCGCCAUUUUAUCCUCAAUGGAGGAAGUGUUUGGUGCUGAUUUUGAACAUAGUUGUGUCGCUGUAAGGUCAUCAGCUUCAGGUGAGGACGGUACUGAGGCCUCGGGGGCGGGGCAGAUGGAGACCUUUCUGGGCGUGUCCGGAAUUGACAAGGUGCUGGAGUCGGUGAGUAGAUGCUGGGCCUCAGCAUACAGUUUCCAGGCUGUCCAGUACAGGAGACAGAACGGUCAACCAAUCAGAGUGCUGGUGGGUGUGGUUAUCCAGGAAAUGGUCAAAUCUGAGGUGUCCGGGGUCCUUUUCACAAACCACCCAGUGACAGGAAGUGCUGAUCACAUGGUCAUCGACGCUUCCUACGGGCUGGGAGAGGCGGUUGUGUCGGGGAAGACAACCCCCGACUCUAUCACGGUUCUCAGAGAUUGGUCGGACAAGGUCACAGUCCAGAGUAAACAGAUUGGAGCCAAAAAUCUACGCAUUAUAGUCAAAGAGGGAGGAGGACUCGAGGAGCAGUCAGUCAGUGGGGAGGAUAUGUGUUGUUUGUCCGACUCACAAAUACAGCAGCUGUGUCAGAUUGGAAUAAAGUUGGAGAAAUAUUUUGGUUCCCCCCGGGACAUAGAGUGGGCGCUGGCUGGGGACAAGUUUUACCUGUUACAGGCUCGUCCUAUCACUACCCUGGAGGAAGUCACCGACGAGGACCUGAUCCACGAGUUUGACGACCCUCUCAUCACUGACCAGGAGUGGCUAACUACCGGAAACAUCAGUGAGAUGAUGCCAGGGGCAACAACUCCUCUGACCUACUCUGUGUUUGCGUCUGCCAUCGACCUUUCUUGUCUGGAAGUGCUUGUCAAGUUGUGUGGGAGUCCGAGUUACCACUACCCCAGGAAGAUGCUGCUCAGCUGUUGUGGUCACCUCUUUAUAAACCUCAUGCCGUAUGAUAGUGGCUCCAUGAACAACAUCUUUGGGAAGAAGGAGAACAUGGAACUGACUGUUGUGGGCGAGACGUUAGCCGACCUCACUGAGGACUCUGUCAAGUCGUACCACGGACCGUUCACCUCACGCCUCAAAACUGUCAUAAACACCAUCAAGUACCUAACCAGUGUGACUCCUGCCACAAAUAAGAAGUGUGAUGAUUGGGCGAAAAAGGCAGACAGCUACGAGGUGAUUGACCAAUCAUCUGAUUGUCUGCAGAUGUACAGGGACAUCAGUAAGAAUCUUCCCGACUACACAGAGGUUUGGAAGGUUGGACUCCUGAAGAGUGGCAACUCUGGAGCCUGGGCGGCGGCCAUGUUUGGAGUUCUACUUCAGGGCAAAACUGAGUACAGCAAUGAGAUGUGUUCGGAUGUGGCCGUCAUUCUCUCUCAGUGCCAGGAUGUUUACAGUGCGGAUGUACCGGUUGCCAUUCAGGGUCUUGCUCGGAGUAUCGUAACCUCGGGGCUAGAGGACAGAUUCCUCAGCGGAGAUGACCAGGGGUGUGUUGAGCUGCUGUCUGACAAUAGUGUGCCCGCUGUAACGGACCUGUAUGAGGACUUCAUGAAGAGACAUGGCCACCGCUACAUCAGAGAGGCUGAGCUGAUGGAGAAGUCUUGGCAGACCAACCCCGAGAGACUGGUACAGGUGCUGAAGAAAAUCAUUAAAAUGAAAGCAUACCAGGAAAGACAAAAAACCAGCUUCAGCAUAAAAGACACCAUUGCCAAUCUGCAGACGCCACUAACUAAUGGAGAAAAGAGGAGUCUGAAGUUCAUUCUCCCCAGAGCGCGGCGAGCGGUGGGGGAGAGGGAGUUCGGGAAGUCGCUGUGUGUGAAGGUGGCCGACAAGUUCAAACAGGCGUACUGGAGACUGGCCCAGAAAAUGGAACAAGAGGGUCGGUUACCAGAGAAGGAACUGUUGUUUUUCCUAACACAUCGAGAAAUCGGACAGCUACUGGAAACUCGCUCACCCAAGUUACUCACAAAAGCCAAGAGAAGAAGAAAGCUGUUGCCCAAACUGAUGACUUUGUCUUUUCCAAAAUACUCAGUAGGAGUUCCUAAGCCAAAAGAACAGGAGAGUUUUGAGGAACAGAGGAAACCUACCUUCACUCUUACUGGGAUGCCAAUCUGUAAAGGUCGAGUGACGGGGAAAGCACGGGUAGUCAAGACUCUAGAGGAGGCUAAUUCCAUACAGAGAGAUGACAUCUUGAUCGUGUCCUACACAGAUGUGGGAUGGACACCCUACUUCCCGCUGCUGGGGGGUCUGGUCACUGAGAUGGGUGGGCUGGUCUCCCAUGGGGCGGUGGUGGCCAGGGAGUUCCAGCUUCCCUGUGUGGUGAACGUUCCCAACGCAACACACUUGUUACAGUCAGGUGAUGAUAUAAUUCUAGAUGGACUGGCGGGAAAAAUAGAAAAGCUCGAAGGAACAAGCACAGAUUAAACCAGUGUGCUUGACUUUAAUCCAGUCUAAACUGUGGGUGUUGUGUAUUUACUUGUGUUUAUGUCUAUGUAACUUCACUACUCAACAAAGCGCACUGUGAUUUGAUUCAUAAUGUUGUUGUGAUGAAACCUUAUGAGAAUUUUACUUACAAGUAUAAAACUUAAAAUUUAUAUUUUCAUACAGACAAAAAUAUAUAAAGUGUAUAGUGAAAAUAAUAACAUCAUAUUGAGCAAGCCUUAGGAUAAAAACAGAAUCUGUCACCCGUAGAAACCAUGUCGACAGAUCGGAGACCAACACAGUUGAUCUUUCGAGGGUGCUAUAUGAUAAACUUAGUUAAUUUUGUUCAUGAUAGUUAACACUUCUAAGGUAUAGGUUUUAGGCAAUAUUAUUCAAAUAAUAGGAAAAGUACUGUAAACGUAUUACAGUACAUUUGGCUAAGUAUUCUAUUUAGCGUUUUUUGCGGAAAACGGCGUCCGCUUAAUCAAGUACUCGGUCACCAAUAGUAAAAUAUACAAGUAGAUAUAGAUAAGUACAUUUGGAUAUGCGCUAAAUAAAAUCUACGCUUAUUUGUUGAAAAAUCGUUUUCCGCCAAAUAUUGUACAUGCUAAAUAUAAUAUGUUUACAGUAAUGUGCUAUUUCAUACUUAAUGUCCCAAAGACCAAAUGUUUGUCUUACUGUUUCAGUUUUGGGCAGUUGCAAUUUUAAUUAAUGUCGCUGAUAUUAUAAUGGUUUUUUGGUUACAUCAUUGUCUAAUGCAUGUAUCCACAGUUUUGCCCAUUGCUGUGUUCCGUCAUCAAGGCUGGCAUUGUUUCAUUCUGAGGGCAAUAUGAUCAAAUUGAUCAAAUGUGUUUUUACAAAUCAGGUGUACAUUUUUACAUUUUGUUUUUUUAUAUACUUGAAGAUAGCCAAAUUUUUCUCAAUUUAUACAUUAUACACUUAUAAAUUAUUAUAUGUUUACAUCUUCAGGAAAGUGUUGAUUUCUAUUAUUAAUAAUAUUUACAUUAUGAACAGUCCAAUUAAUUAAAGAAUGUAUUAUGAAGACAGAUUACCAGUAGGCCUACUUAAUAUUGCAUGGGCAUUUUUUUAACAUCAGACAAAUCCUGUAUUUAAUUAGGCCUUGAGCUUAAUGACUCUCGAGCUGAUUUUGAAAUUUUAUAAAUGAUAGACAAUGAACAAGAACGUACUAUUAUAAGAAAUUAUCAUACCAUGCAUGACUUUUACGGUAUAUUUAGAAUCUAUAUUUUAUAUAUAAUAGCUAGAAAAUGUGUUAAAAGAUGCAUAAAAAAUAUACCAUGCUGUAAAUUAUUUUAAUACAGUACCGGUAACUGGGUAACUGGCCAGUUUAUUUUAUUGAGUUGGAUUGACUUGUUCUUGUUUUACUUUUUGAAUUUUUGCUAACUUUAUGCUCUGAACAAUUCACUUCGAGUCCAUUUCAUGGUAACUUACUUAAAUCCUGUAUGGAAGAGUCAUCCAAAAUUGUAAAAUAACAUGUUAAAAUUCCUUUCAUCAAUCUUGUGUCUUUUAAAAUGAUUAAAUCAGAUUGGAAUAACUUUGAAGUGUUACUGUCUUAUAUAAGGAGCUGUUUUUGGUAAUACGUCUAUAUUUACAUUGCCAUGCAUUUUGAGAUUUACAUUACAUGAUCAGUGCACUAAAAAGCAAUAAAUGCUAAAACGGC